AUGCCUGGCUACGGACCAUCUCAAGUAAAAUGCGAACCCCAAUCUGAUGGAGAAGAAAGCAAUUCCCAGUUCACACAUGGUUAUCUGUCACAUCAGCUCUCCUCAUCAGAACUGCUUGCGGUUAAAGUGGAAGCUAUCGACGAGGUCGAGCAAAAUGUAUCAUCACAUAUUUUACAUCACUUACAGGUGCCUGAGGAGCUGGAGCUGAGCCCAGCGCCGGCCGCGCCCGCCGCCACGCCGGUGAGCGCGCGCCCCGCCCCCCUGCCCCGCGCCUCCCCGGAAACCCUGGAGACGCUCGAGCCUGCCCGCAAUACACCAGGAACGACGCUUCUAGACAGACAGAUGCAGUUACUUGGCACAAGUGAAGAGGGCUCGGACUUCGUGCCGCUGCUGCCCAUUAAAGACGAGCCCUUGUCAGAGGGAGAACAACUACAGUUGAGUGAUGAGGCGAGCGAAACUAGUGGAGUAGGAGUAGGGGGUGAAGGUGGAGAGGGGGAGGCGCGCAGCAGCCCCGGAAGCAAGGGCUGGGCGCCGCGAGACAUGGAGUGUGCGCUGCAAGCCCUGCGAGACCGUCGCAUGAGUCUCACCAAGGCGUCGGCGACGUACGGCAUUCCGUCCACAACGCUAUGGCAGCGUGCGCACCGGAUGGGCAUCGACACGCCAAAGAAGGACGGCGGCGCCAAGAACUGGAGCGAUGCAGACCUGCGCGCUGCGCUGCAAGCCCUGCGCGCCGGCACGCUUUCCGCCAAUAAGGCCAGCAAGGCUUACGGUAUCCCGAGCAGCACCCUGUACAAGAUCGCGCGGCGCGAGGGCAUCCGGCUGGCGGCGCCGUUCAACGCGGCGCCGACGGCGUGGCGCCGCAGCGACCUGCAGCACGCGCUCGCCGCCAUCCGCUGCGGCGCGGCCUCCGUGCAGCGCGCCGCCGCGCAGUUCGGCAUCCCCACUGGUACUCUGUAUGGAAGAUGCAAAAGAGAAGGUAUCGAGUUAUCUCGAUCCAACCCUACGCCUUGGUCGGAAGACGCUAUGGGGGAAGCGCUAGAGGCAGUGAGGGUCGGCCAAAUGUCCAUCAACCAGGCGGCAAUACAUUACAACUUGCCGUACUCCUCCCUGUACGGCAGAUUUAAGCGGUGUAAAUAUCAGCUUCAGGGUCAAUCAGUUCACCAAUCAGAAAUGCAGAAAAAUAUAGAAAUAGAUCAGCAACACCAACAACAGGAUCAGGAGCCCUUCUACCAUUCUUUACCAUCUCACGCUGAUCCUAACACGUCGGACGAUCAAACGAACGUUCAAAUACCGUACAGUCAACUAUUGAGUGAAGUCCACGAUACCAUGCACGGUCACUUGGUACUGCAGGAGCAAUAUGGCGGGCAGGGGCUUUACUACACGCAAGGUUACUACAGUGGGAUGGCCACCAGUUGA
This is a messenger RNA of Parnassius mnemosyne (clouded apollo), 1416 nucleotides long. The record is from the annotation of a GenBank genome assembly. Lineage: Eukaryota; Metazoa; Arthropoda; Insecta; Lepidoptera; Papilionidae.